Messenger RNA from Miscanthus lutarioriparius, 468 nucleotides. The record is from the annotation of a GenBank genome assembly. Lineage: Eukaryota; Viridiplantae; Streptophyta; Magnoliopsida; Poales; Poaceae.
AUGACGAAUACACAGUUGAGUGGGGUAUUGUCCACUGCCCCAGUGCGGGAGAGAGACGCCUGCUGGGAGUACUGCGACAAGCUGGAUGGAAACAAGGUCAGAUGCAGGUUCUGUCACAAGGUUCUCAACGGCGGCAUCUGCAGGCUCAAGUUCCACCUGUCCCAGAUCCCCAGCAAAGGGGUGAACCCUUGCACCAAGGUGAAGGAAGACGUCAUUGACAAGGUGAAGGCUAUCAUCUCGGCCAAGGAAGAGUACAAGGAGUUCCAGCUUCUCAAGAGGCAGCGUGUAGCCGAACUAAAGCAAGAGGUCAUCUUUGGAUUAAGGUUUCAGAAACCGUUUGGCAUAAACCAACACAGUAGGAAAGGAACACCACAAACCUUAAAUCUCCCAACAAAUAGUGCAACAAACACUAAUCAAAAUACAGGGGGAAAAUCCUUAGAUCCAGCUAUCCAAAGAGUAGAAAAUUAA